AUGAAUGAAACAUCAAAUGUUUUCAUUGUUGGCAGUGCCGGGCACCGAGGCUCCUGCUCUGCGUCUGAAGGUGCUGCCAGCCUGGAUCCGUGCAUUGUGUCCCCGGAGGUGACUGAGCCAAGCAAAUGCCCACAGGAAGCCAGAGGCCCAGAAGGUUCUCCACUGCCCCGCCCACCAGUGCCCUGGGAGCAGGAGUGCCCCUCUGCCUCCAUGCCCUUUGCCCAGGGCCCCCUGGAAGCUUGCUUGGCAAGCCCAGUAGCAACACCUGAAGAUUGGCCCCUCAUUCAACACCCCAGGAGGGAACCUUCCCCAGAUGCCCGUGGGGAGGCCCCAAAAGCGUCCGUCCCUGAAGGGGGCAGUUCUACUCAGUGCAGCGUGGACGCUGUCGUCCCCAGUGCCGGGCACACAUUGUCUGCCUCCAGCCGCACUGACCAGUCGCCGGGGGUUUCACCAGCACCUCCCCAAGAGCUGAUGAAAGGACAGCUGUGUGAAAAAGAUGGCCAGCCUGGUGAUUUCGAGUCCCAAGGGAAUGAGGCUGCAGGUGGCCUUCCCCUGGCAGAGUCCAGGCAGGGGGCGGCUUCUGUGCCAGAGGCCCCGCAGGCCCCUGCUGCCGCUCAGCCAGGCAGGGCGAGCUCACCUGGCCUGGAGGAGUGCCCCGCAAAACCUGAGACCCCGACUCCACCAGAGCCAGCCCCUGGAGCCUCAGGCAGAGACGGAUGCCAAGUGGAGGUGCCGCCUCAGGCUUUCGCCGCCAGCUCGGGAUUCCUCGGGGCCUGCCAUGCCACCAGGGGCCCUGCAGGGGCUGCCCAGGAAGCCGACACAAAUUCCCAGGAAAGCAGCCAGCAGCAAAUGGGAGCCCAUCUGACGCACGUCGAGCUGCCCUGGGAUUCACAGAGUCCUGGCCCGGCACCCAGGGCCGGGGGCUCUGGGAAGGAGACCGCAACCAGCCUGGAGGGGCUUCGCUCGAGAGCACAGAGCCCUCCCCACGAGCCCUGA
Neomonachus schauinslandi (Hawaiian monk seal) is the source of this 996-nucleotide messenger RNA. Its product is annotated as transforming acidic coiled-coil-containing protein 2-like. Bases 1 to 996 code for a protein of 331 amino acids. NCBI's taxonomy places the organism in Eukaryota, Metazoa, Chordata, Mammalia, Carnivora, Phocidae. The record is from RefSeq and is a predicted model, not a curated record. The transcript is spliced from 2 exons.